AUGGCAACCUCGACGCUGCCUGUUGUGUCUCUCGCUUAUCCCCUGUUGCUGCUGCCGACCGCCCGGUUCACCAUACCCGUGAACAGCGUCACCGGAGAGCUCCUGUUGCAGCUCGUCCAGGAGUCCGAGACGCAACCCGUCGUUGCCGCUGUUCCCAUUCCAUCUGCCGAUGCGACCAUAUUGCAUGAGUGGGGAUGUGCGGCGCGUGUAGUGCGGCUGGUAAAGCCGCCCAGAGCUGUCGGCAGAGACCAGCAGCGGCCUUACUUACUCACGCUCCACGGCCUUUCGCGCAUUCAUCUUCCCCAGGCUCGGGAAGUUCCAGAGGGGCUUGAUGAACUGGUUGAGCUCGUGGUGGAAUAUCCCCGUCAGGAGGGCGACCCUAGCGCUGAGGCUUUCAUGGCGUUCAAGGGUGCAGCGUUGAAGUUGCUGGACCGUCUAAGCAGUGAUGCCGCUAGUGAAGCCAAACGGGACUUCUACUCCAAACUCACCAACAUGGUCGACGAAGCACCUAUAAAGAGGGCCGGAUGGAUUGCGGACGUGCUGGUGGCUAGUCUGAAUGCUGAAUAUGCGGACAAGCUCGAUUUUCUGUCUGCCACCGAGACGGAAGAACGCUUGAAGCGCGCAGCCGUCAUCUUCGUCAAGCAGAACUCGAUUUCGGAAGUAAGCAAAAAGAUCACCCAGUCCAUCGACGAGUCGCUCUCCAAGCAGCAGAAGGAGUUCUUCCUGCGCCAGCAGCUCGCCGCCAUCCAGCGCGAGCUACGCAACCUGCAGCGGUCGUCCCCGCAGGCUGACUCCAAGAUUUCCAGUACGAAUAGUACUAGUGGCACAACACCGCAUGGGGCAGUGUCCGAGCUUGACGAUGACGAGGAGGCUGAAGCGCACGACUUAGCUGAGAUCCGAAGCAAGAUCGAGGCGAUGGCCAAGGACAGCGAGGAACGCAAGAUGGCUGUGAGAGAAUGGAAGAGGCUCAAACGUACACCGACUGGCAGCGUAGAGCAGGGUGUUAUCCGCAAUUAUUUGGAGUGGUUGACUGCUAUCCCUUGGCCCGCUUCGACGACGGCUAAUCAGAGUAGCGCCUCACUAGAAGCGCUGCGAGAUCGGGCCUUUCUGACGAAGGCGCGGCAGCAGCUCGAUGCAGAUCACUUUGGGCUCGAGAAGAUCAAGAAGAGGCUGAUUGAGUAUCUCGCCGUCGUGCGCCUAAAGGAACUGCAGGCGGAGAAGAAAACACAGCUGCAAGCGAACCGGGUGGACCAGACCGAGCACCUCACGGAAGAAGUCAAGCGGCUGUCUUCCAGUCCGCCGGACAAGAACGAUAGCAAGGCACUAAUCCCGUAUAGUCCAGGAAACCCAGCAGCAGUUCCUGCUGAUGUCCAGCAACAACACACGCGGCAGAGACAGAACGUGAAAGGCCCAAUCCUGCUGUUUGUUGGGCCUCCGGGUACGGGGAAGACAUCGCUCGGGCAAUCCAUUGCGCACGCACUUGACAGGCCGUUCCAGCGGAUAUCACUGGGAGGCGUGCGUGAUGAGGCGGAAAUUAGAGGCCAUAGGCGGACAUAUGUCGCCAGUGGCCCGGGGAACAUCGUGCAGGCUCUUAGAAAAGCGGGUAGACCAGAUCCUGUGAUUCUCUUAGAUGAAAUAGACAAAGUCUCACAUAGUAACUUCCAUGGUGAUCCGGCUGCUGCACUCCUCGAAGUGCUGGAUCCGGAGCAGAACCAUACCUUCCACGAUCAUUAUAUCAACGUCCCGAUUGACUUGAGUCAAGUACUGUUCAUUUGCACCUCGAACACGCUCGAUACAAUAGCACCGCCGCUACUGGACAGAUGCGAGGUAGUACACUUAUCAGGCUACACAUACGACGAGAAGAUGCAUAUCGCGCGUAGAUUCUUGCUACCGAAGCAGCUGAAGAUGAAUGGCCUAACAUCAGACCACCUCACGUUGACAGACGCGGCGCUCAUCCAUAUUGCUACACACUACACGCGCGAAGCGGGUGUACGCUCGCUAGAGCGAGCAAUCGGCGCAGUAGUGCGCUUCAAGGCUGUCGAAUGGGCCGAGUACUGCGACAGCUUGGGCGUCGACCCGGAUGACGCAACCAUCCCGGACAGCGCUUUGGAAAACAUGGUCGUCAAGUCCGGAGUGAAGGGGUACAAGAAGCUCGUGGAGGAAGACGAGCUCGAGAAGAUCCUCGGUAUUGCGCGGUGGGAUGAGGAGGAGCGUGUGCGGGAGGAACGGCGCGGGCUCGUGUAUGGGCUCGUCGUAACUGGCAUGGGCGAGGGCGGCAUACUGCCGAUCGAGACGAGUGUGGUGCCGGGGAGCGGGAAGUUGAAGCUCACGGGUAGCCUCGGCGAUGUGAUCAAGGAGAGCGGCGAGCUCGCGCUUAGCUGGGUCAAGGCGCACGCGUACGAUUUGUAUAUCACGAAGACGAGGAGUCAGGACCCGUUGAAAAACCCGGAUCCGAUUGACAUUCAUCUGCAUUUGCCGUCGGGCGCGGUGAAAAAGGAUGGGCCGUCUGCUGGGAUUGCUAUGACCUGUGCGUUCGUUUCCCUGCUCACAGGGGCUUGCGUGCCAAGCAACAUCGCUAUGACUGGAGAGGUCACUCUUCGUGGACGCGUUGGCCCUGUCGGUGGUAUCAAGGAAAAGGUCCUCGGUGCACAUCGCGCGCAGAUCACGAAGGUGAUCCUGCCAUGGGCGAACCGCAAGGACGUCGAAUUUGACGUUCCGCCAGAGAUUUGUCGCGAAAUGCAGUUUGUCUUCGUGCGAACUCUUGAGGAGGUCCUAGAGGCGGCCUUUGGUAAGGGUGCCAUCGGAUGGAGGAGGAAUAACGUGCUCGUCGAGAGUAGGCUCUAA
Messenger RNA from Laetiporus sulphureus 93-53, 2844 nucleotides. RefSeq names its product ATP-dependent protease La. The coding region runs from base 1 to 2844 and encodes 947 amino acids. Gene Ontology annotation, cellular component: peroxisomal matrix. Gene Ontology annotation, biological process: protein catabolic process; protein targeting to peroxisome; protein processing. Gene Ontology annotation, molecular function: ATP-dependent peptidase activity; ATP binding; ATP hydrolysis activity. NCBI's taxonomy places the organism in Eukaryota, Fungi, Basidiomycota, Agaricomycetes, Polyporales, Laetiporaceae. The record is from RefSeq and is a predicted model, not a curated record. The transcript is spliced from 9 exons.